GGGUUGGUUUAUUUGACAACUUUUAGGACCGGAAUUGGACUCUGAGGAGUCUCUCCUUGACUGAAAACGAGAGAAUUUAGAAACGGAUGAAGGUUAAGCAAAAGCUUCGCGAGGCCGUGGACUUACUCUACUCUUGUGGCCGUGCCGGACCUGAAGCUUACUCCCGUCUUUUGCUCGAAUGCUUUCGAACUGUCGAUGCUGACCAAGCAAGGAGAUUGCAAUCUCACAUGAGGCUUCACUCUUUUGCUCCCGACUCCACUUUCUUUCACAAUCGUUUCCUCCAGAUUUAUGCUAAAUCUGGUUACGUCUCAGAUGCCCAGCAUCUGUUCGAAAGAAUGUCUCAUAGAGAUCUUUUCUCAUGGAAUGCGAUGCUUUCUGCAUACUCAAAGUCGGGUUCUGUUGAUGAUCUGCUGUCGCUCUUUAAUCAGAUGCCAACCCAUGAUACUGUUUCAUACAAUACCACAAUUGCCGGUCUUGUGGGACAUGGUUGUUGUGAGAAGGCUUUUGAAUUUUUAAAUAGAAUGCAGGGGGAAGGAUUUGUGCCAACAGAACAUACCCAUGUGAGUGUUUUGAAUGCUUGUUCACAACUAUUGGAUUUAAAGCGUGGGAGGCAAAUUCACGGAUGGAUUACUGCUAGAAACUUGAAAGAAAAUUUAUUUGUUUGGAAUUCUUUAAUUGAUAUGUAUGCCAGAUGUGGUGAGCUUGACCUGGCUAGGUGGUUGUUUGAUCGAAUGGUCACAAGGAAUAUAGUAUUGUGGAAUUCGAUGAUCCACGGUUAUUUAAGAAAUGGGCAGCCUAAGAAAUGCCUUGAAUUAUUUCAUGACAUGCGCUUCUCUGGUGUCAACCCAGAUUUGGUUACGGUUUCAAGCAUUCUUGGAGCUCUUCUCCAAAUUGGUUCAAUAGCAGAAGCAGAUAAGGUAUUUAGAGGGAUAGAAAAGAGAGACAAAGUUUGUUGGACUACAAUGAUUGCUGGUCAUGCACAGAAUGGAAAAGAAGAGGAUGCUUUGACAUUAUUUACUGAGAUGUUAUUAGAUGAUGUCAGGCCAGAUGGUUUUACAAUCUCGAGUGUGGUCAGUGUCUCUGCUAGAUUAGCUUCUUUGGAUCGUGGCAAAGUACUUCAUGGAAAAGCAGUUAUUUUAGGACUUGAAGGUGACCUGCUCGUCUCUAGUGCCCUUAUUGAUAUGUACUCCAAAUGUGGAGAUACUACGGAUGCUCGGAUUGUUUUCAAAUUGAUGCCAACCCGGAAUGUGGUCUCGUGGAAUGCAUUGAUCGUAGGUUAUGCACAGAAUGGUUUGGAUCAAGAAGCAUUGGUGCUUUAUGAAAGUAUGUUGAAGGAGAAGUUGACUCCGGAUCAUAUUACCUUCGUAGGUGUCCUUUCUGCUUGUAGUCACGCUGGCCUGAUAGAAUGUGGGCAGAGAUAUUUCCAUUCAAUAAGUGAACAGCAUGGAAUGAAGCCCACUUUGGAUCAUUACACAUGCAUGAUCAAUCUCCUUGGUCGCUCAGGGUACAUGAAAGAAGCAGUAGAUACAAUUCAGGGAAUGCCUGAAGAACCAAAUAGUCUAAUUUGGUCUACUCUUUUGUUUGUAUCUGCAUUGAACAAAGAUGUACAACAUGGGGAGUUGGCUGCAAGGCAUCUGUUUGAAUUAGACCCACUCGAUGCAUCACCUUAUAUUGUGUUGUCUAACAUGUAUGCUGCUUCUGGAAGAUGGGAUGGUGUGGCCUCCUUGAGAUCUCUCAUGAAGGAUAGGAAUAUUCGAAAAAUUGCAGCCUACAGCUCGAUAGAGAUUGACAACAAGGUCCAUAAAUUUGUUUCAGAUGAUCGAACUCAUCCUCAAAGAGAUAAAAUAUACGACAAAUUGAAUGGACUGAUUAAGAAAUUGCAGGAAGCUGGUUUUGCUCCUAAUACCAAAUUGGUUUUACAUGAUGUGAGUGAGGAGGAGAAGUUUGAAUCUAUCUGUUACCACAGUGAGAAGCUUGCUCUUUCAUUUGGGUUGAUCAGCAAACCUCUGGGAACAAUACCUAUAAGGAUUGUGAAAAACAUACGUGUUUGCGGAGACUGUCACUUGUUCAUGAAGUUUGUGUCUACAAUUACUCAAAGAUCUAUUGUAUUGAGAGAUUCAAACAGAUUCCACCAUUUUGAUAAUGGACAAUGCUCUUGCCGGGAUUACUGGUGAUAGUGAAGUAGAGAUUUUUAAGUGACAUGUAUACUAUGACAGAAGAGAUGCCCCCUCGAGAAUUUUUUAGAGUAAAGGUAUACUGUAAAGUA
Molecule: messenger RNA, 2266 nt
Organism: Telopea speciosissima
Lineage: Eukaryota; Viridiplantae; Streptophyta; Magnoliopsida; Proteales; Proteaceae
Product: pentatricopeptide repeat-containing protein At2g01510, mitochondrial-like
Exons: 1
Coding region: 87-2174 (695 amino acids)
Biological process (GO): RNA modification
Molecular function (GO): RNA binding; zinc ion binding; protein binding
Source: RefSeq, a predicted model, not a curated record